Molecule: messenger RNA, 1446 nt
Organism: Papilio polytes (common Mormon)
Lineage: Eukaryota; Metazoa; Arthropoda; Insecta; Lepidoptera; Papilionidae
Exons: 5
Coding region: 274-1446 (390 amino acids)
Source: RefSeq, a predicted model, not a curated record
GACUAAUCAUUAUUUCUUUGCACCUUUGCCUUUGCAAUUUUGCAUAAAGCAAAGCAUCUCAACAGGGUUUCCCUGGGGUUAUGUAUCGUAGUUUGAGAUUCCAAACAUUAAAAUUCGUUAAUCAAAUUAAAUAACUGCGUACUGGUUAUCAGUGUUACGAUAAAUUAGAUUAAAAUUUUAGUUUGUAUAUGAAUCAUUUGUGAAUCAACAAUUUAGUUUUACAAACUUAGUACGACAUGGGUUCAACUGAAUCUUGACGUUUCUCCUAAAAUCAUGGAAUCACAAGAGAAAAAAGACCGGCCAGUUUUCGAACGUAGCAUAAUGUUGACGCGAUUCAAAUUGUCACAGCAAAAGAGAGAAAUAAAAGAAAAAAAUCAAUCAUCGAAGGUUCUAAAAUCACCGAAAUCAAAGAAACAGAAAACACCUAUUAAAAAUAAAGAGAAAUUAAAAAUAAAUGUUAACGAUGAAUAUCAUCCGAAUAAAUUGAAACGGAAGAAAAUCGUUAAAAAAAUUGUAUUAAAACCGAAGAAAGAUUUGAAAGUUAUUGACUGGAAUGACGAUAAAAGAAAAAGAAUGGGAAUAAAAACAAAACCUUCAAAUAUAAGAACGGAAACCAACCCAACAUCUGAUAUAGAAGGUACAUCAAGUCUAGAUUCAGAUGUGAGCUUUGAUGAAGUGAUACGAAGAGCUGAUGAUGAACUGGAUGAUGAGGGUCUGAUGGAGAUAUUAACAUGUCCCAGUCCUGUCUGGUGGGAGGAUCCACCUGAUGGUAAUUAUAUGGAAGGUCCAAUAAUCAUACAAACAAACACAUUAACAUCAAUGCCGGACCUAGUCCCAAGUUGCAGAAGGAAAAAAGCAAGAAAAAGAACGCCACAGAAGAUUGUUAAAGAAGAAUUUAAGAACGACUCAAUAAACGAAAAUCCUUUACAAAAUAAUCUAACAAACAAAACAAUUGAUUCUAAAUUUAAUUCGAAACGAAACAAACUGGAAGAUUUAUUAAGUGCAAUGAAAAAUAAAUUAAAAAAUACUGAAAAUACAGUAAAAGAGAUUAAAAAGGAGGAUGUUUUUGAAGAUAAUAAAGAAGAAGGGAAACCUGAAAUAGCUGAUAUAAGCGGAGAUUCAGCCUAUAUUGACAUUUCUAUAUUUGAUAAUGAAAUUCUAAAACAUUUGGAAAACAUUAAAAUACCUAUAGAAGAUAUAGAACAGGCUAAAAGUAAACAAAUAAAUUCACCGAAACAAAAACACUAUAAACAUAAAGCGUUCUAUACAAAAAAAUCUAAAAGUUCACAAAAAUCUCAGAUCGAAAAGUCACAAACUGAAAAAUCACAGACUGAAAAUUUAAAUAUUCUCGACAUUGGUAAUGUAAAAAUAAAUCUGGAAUCAUUGAAACAUAUUAAAAAUUUGAAAAUUGGGAUACCUUACUGCAUAAAAAAGGAAGAAAAAUAA